This is a messenger RNA of Siniperca chuatsi (mandarin fish), 3210 nucleotides long. It is a transcript of the gene gde1, whose product is annotated as glycerophosphodiester phosphodiesterase 1. NCBI's taxonomy places the organism in Eukaryota, Metazoa, Chordata, Actinopteri, Centrarchiformes, Sinipercidae. Bases 288 to 1370 code for a protein of 360 amino acids. The record is from RefSeq and is a predicted model, not a curated record. The transcript has 7 exons. Gene Ontology annotation, biological process: lipid metabolic process. Gene Ontology annotation, molecular function: phosphoric diester hydrolase activity.
UUGUGGGAAAGAUGUAAUGAUCAUUUUAGAUUUAUUGAUUGCUUUUGAUUUUAUUAAAAAUCAUACCUGAAACUAAACUUGUAAAUUUUGCAGUAAAAGUAUUUCGACACGUAACUUGCGGCAGAGCUGUCAUAUCCGCAGCAGAGAGUUGCGUAACUGAUAGCUUCUAGUGUUCCACCUGUUUUUCGUGGUAAUGUCAAACCAGUUGCAGGUUUUCUCCCGGUCCUAAGUGUUUUAUUAAAUUAAUCGGUUUCAGUAGCUAAAGUUAUCACUUAGCUAGACGGAGCAUGACCUUAUCUCAAAUAGGGCGUUUGAAGAAAGUAACGGGUAGGACGGUCAAGAAGGAAAGACAAAAGAGGACAACAAUGCUGCAGCUAGGAGAUGAAGUCAUCCUGUACUCGGUCGUCUUCGUGGUGGUCCUGCUGGGGACACGGAGCCCGCUGUGGACAACCGUCCUCACCGCCUCCCUCUACCUCUUUAUGGUCAUGUUCCGGUUCCCCCAGGUACCGACCAGCCGAGCCCGGCAGGUGCUGCACCCAACCCAGGGCGCGGCGGGCUCCGGCAAGGUGUCGGUGGUCGCUCACCGGGGCGGUGGGCACGACGCACCGGAGAACACGAUAGCAGCCAUACGAGAGGCCAGUAAGAAUGGGGCGACAGGCGUGGAGUUGGACCUGGAGUUCUCAGCAGACGGCGUCCCAAUACUGAUGCACGAUGAGACUGUGGACCGGACCACCAACGCGUCGGGACCACUCAGCCAGAUGAGACUGUCCGAGUUGCGUAAACUGGACGCAGCUGCUAAACAUCGACUCAGGGACAAGUUUGCCGGAGAGAAGAUCCCAACUCUGGAGGAGGCAGUGCAGGAAUGCAUCAAACUGCAGCUCACCAUCUACUUUGAUGUCAAAGGUCAUCCAGAUGAGGCAGCUGCAGCCCUUAAAGAAUUGUAUAAAAAACAUCCGGUCCUGUACAACAGCAGCAUUGUCUGCUCCUUUGAGCCCAAAGUCAUCUACAGGAUGAGACAAAGUGACCCAGACGUGGUCACAGCAUUGACCCACCGGCCAUGGAGCCUGAGUCGUUUCGGAGAUGGUGCCCCACAUUUCUCGUCACCAUGGAAACAUCAUUGGACCACACUAAUGGACAUCGUGUUGGACUGGGCGCACCAUCACGUUCUAUGGAAGUUCUGUGGCAUCUCAGCCUUUCUUAUACAGAAGAACUUUGUCUCAGUGGACUAUGUCCAGUACUGGGCCCAGAGGGGGGUGGAGGUGGUAGCCUGGACAGUCAACACACAAGUGGAGAAAGAGUAUUACCAGGAGCUGCUACAAGUGAACUACAUCACAGACAGCCUUGUGGAAGACUGUGAACCCCAUUACUGAGAAACACAUGAACCCACCACACAAUGUGUUCACACACAUACUCAUUAAAAAGAUAAAAACCCAUAUGAAAGGAACAUUUCACUUUCUACUCAUCACCCAUAAUGUGGCAUCAGGUAAGAGAACAUAUGCCACUCUUUUAUUCCCAUGCACGCUUUCAUGAUUGUGAGUGUGUGUAAGACUGUGUAUGUUUAUUUGAGGCAAUCAAACUGACCAGACUGGGUGCUAUACUUGAUGACAAGAGGACAAGUAACAUGUUUUAUUCUGACAGAAUCUUUUUUUCUCAGACAUGUUGAGGCACCUGACGUGCAUUUAUAGACAUUUUGAUCAUUUGUGUCUAUAGACCUUAAUCAAAUGUACUGUAUUCACCAACUCAGGACUGCAGUGAUUUUUUUUUUUUCUUUCUUGAUAAUCGUGUCUGUCUUAAUGUCCUACACUGUACUUUUUCAGUGAAGGCCAGCAGGAAGUAAACUACCUAGAAAUGUUUUUUAUCACUCGUGAAAAACUAAUACUUAGAACUAAUGUGAAUAAACAUUUUAUAUCUUUAACAAAUGCGCAUAUGGAACUGAAAUGUAGAAUAGUACAAGAUUGGCAUACAAAUAGUGAGUUUUUGACCUUGCAUCACUUUUCUAAGCGGUGCCAAUUUAUUGUUCUUGAAGUUCUGAAAAAGAAGCACCUAAUUUUCCAAUUUAUAUUGUACAUACAUCAUACAAUAUCAUUACUAUACAUAACUUGAGAAACAUAAUUUGAUUCGUGGUCGUGGACUCAGACUUCUGUAUCUGUACAGUGGAUACCACUGACACUAGAAACAUUUUAACUUUCUUCUGUCAAAUCCGUCUCAUGUAACCACAAGCUUACAAGCUACAAGAUGAGGAAUUAGAAUUACUCUCGAGUACAGUUUAUUUUAACAGAGUACUGUAUAUAGAAACAGUGCAGAGGAACAGUAGGGGAUCAGCAAUGAAGUAGGUAGGAAUGUGAGAAGUGCAGCGUGUGAGAUUGUAUGAGGCUUUAAAACUGCAGUAGAUGUGCAGAGAUGACCACUGUCAGUCAAGGUAACAUACUGACUUGUGAUACAUAAGGCAGCAGCACCUCACAUACAAGCUUCACGUAAGCUGUGCCAGUGAGCUAGCAUCUGCAAUAUCAGGGCCUUAGAACUGGAAAACCUAAAUGGAAUGCAGCCGUUAAUCAUGUUAAUAAUCUGUGUUUGACAAGUUAAGUUCCCUGUCUAGGUUUUCAGACUGCACAGUGCUCUGAAAUAAGUAAAUAAGAAAGCUGGACUAUUUCUGUUUAUAUGCUCUUUGACCCAAAUAUCAACCUCAUCUGCAUUUGAUCUGUUUGAUUUAAUCUAAGCUGACGUGACAAUUUAAAAAUCGUUAAAAAAAAAUAUUAAUCAUUUAAUGAAUGAAAAAGUGAAAGACUUAUUUCACUGUUAGUCUUAAAAGCAGAAGAAAUAAAUCAUGACGAUUUGAUUUAAUAUAACUGAAUGUGUUUUUGUGGUGAUGCAGAGUGGAAAUAAUGUACAAAAUGCUUGAUAUCUCAUUUUAAAGUGAAAUUGUGAAAUUAGAUGUUUUCUCACUCCUUGGGACAGCUGAGACCUUGGGACACCUAACGGGUCCCUAAAGAUCAGCUGUUUCAGCUGACAUUCUUCAGCCAGGCCCUAUGCAGGACUGAAAUGAUUCAGUAGAUCAACACUAAAACCAGUGGUGUUGGGGGUAAGCAUUAACAUACUGUCUCAGAAGUCCAGAAAAAUACUUUUGACAGCAUUGUUUCCAGCCAUAAAUGCUUUUUUACCAGAUCACACAACUAGGGAACGAAAAGUGUAUUAAAAAAAAAGUGAACUGCG